AAGAGGUGUUAACUUCUGAAUUAAACGACACACCGUUUUUAUCAAUGGUGAAGGGGUUGCACGGCCAGAAUCUCCCCGCCGAUGUGGCGCAGGUCGUUGAUCAGUUGGAGCGCCACUGCUUGGCUCCCGAUGGAUCUCUCAUCUCCAAGCCUCUCUACAACGAUUUCCAACUCGCCAGAGAGGAAAUGUGCAGGGAAAGACUGCGUCACCUGGAAGCCAUGGCUAUAUAUUCUGAGGCCAUUGCAAUGGUGGAAGAGUAUCAGCAAGCCAUUUCUGUGUCUAACAUCGGUGCAAUUAGAGAUACCGGCAGUCUUUAUCCCCAGCUUGGAUUGAGGAACUCUCCUCAGGUUUAUCAGACUUUAGAGCAUCAAAUGGUUGUGGCUGAAGCUGCUCAGCGAUUGAGACUACCUCUUAUCUCCAAAGAUGGAGAAGUUCGUGAUGAAGAUAUUGAAAAACUGAGUGUAGUGUCUCGAAGCUCCCUUGACAGUACUAGCACCAGUGCCAUGAUCAACUCAAGCAUGAAUUCUACUAAUUAUACCACUCCUAACAGCUCUGUUAGCGGGGCCAAUUAUUCUCUCGCUUCCGCGGAUCCAGCAGAACCUGGAGUUGGUGGUGUCCCUGAUCGUUUUCUUGGUAUUACACCUGCAUAUUUGUGGCAAACCCAGCAUCAACAAACUCCAUUAUCUGUGGAUAUGACAGAAUAUCGCAUGUCUCUCUCACGUGAGGUGGAGGCUCGCUUGAAAAUGAAAUGUGAUAAGUUAGAUGCAUUUGUAUUGGAUGACAAUGAUUCUUCAUCACCUGGAAGUCAAAGUUCAAGUUCUCGACUUCCCGAAAGGGUGAAAUUAUUGAUUGAGGAGAUUGAAAGAGAAGAAACAGCACUACGGGAUGACCUUUAUUCUGCUGAUAGAAAAUUUGCUGAAUAUUAUAAUGUCUUGGAGCAGAUUCUUGGAGUGCUUAUUAAACUUGUCAAAGAUUUGAAAUUGGACCAUCAACAUAAAUAUGAUGAGCUGCAGAAGACAUGGCUCUGUAAAAGGUGUGAGACCAUGAGUGCAAAAUUGAGGGUUCUGGAACAUGUUCUACUACUGGAAACUUACACUAAGGACUCUAUACCUGCCCUUCAUAAGAUAAGGAAGUAUCUUGUUGAGGCCACUGAAGAAGCUUCUAUUCAAUAUAAUAAAGCGGUUACUCGCCUGCGUGAGUACCAGGGUGUUGAUCCUCACUUUGACAACAUUGCGGGACAGUACCAUGAUAUUGUAAAGAAAUUGGAGAAUAUGCAGUGGACAAUCCAUCAAGUUGAAAUGGAUCUGAAACGUUUGCCAGAUAACCCAAGCACAUAGAAGUUUUAUUUUUUGUCCCCUUAACACUAGUUUGGUUCAGCAUAUACAAAGGAGGGAAUGGAUCCUGUUAAAUUCUCAUGUGACUUUUUGUGUGUGAAAAUUUUGUGUUCGUCCCUCUCGUAAUAGGUUUUCACAAAUUAAAGGAAUCUUCCCUUAACACUGCAUUCUUUAUGUCACUCGCUAAUGAUUAUGAAAGUUGUGAAAUCUUCAAAGUUCAAUCUAUGUGCUUGUUUAAGUAUUUUAUGAAGAUUUGAGAUUUGAGUGUUGGUUGUUGUAGACUCUGGAGUGUAUAUUUAUUAGGCUACAA
Messenger RNA from Gastrolobium bilobum, 1644 nucleotides. Its product is annotated as AUGMIN subunit 4. Gene Ontology annotation, biological process: spindle assembly. Gene Ontology annotation, cellular component: HAUS complex. NCBI's taxonomy places the organism in Eukaryota, Viridiplantae, Streptophyta, Magnoliopsida, Fabales, Fabaceae. Bases 45 to 1337 code for a protein of 430 amino acids. The transcript has 13 exons. Gene Ontology annotation, molecular function: microtubule minus-end binding. The record is from RefSeq and is a predicted model, not a curated record.